Trichosurus vulpecula (common brushtail) is the source of this 1578-nucleotide messenger RNA. It is a transcript of the gene LDAF1, whose product is annotated as transmembrane protein 159. The record is from RefSeq and is a predicted model, not a curated record. The transcript has 5 exons. The coding region runs from base 273 to 755 and encodes 160 amino acids. Lineage: Eukaryota; Metazoa; Chordata; Mammalia; Diprotodontia; Phalangeridae.
GGGAAGCCGAGGCCGGCUGUCACCCAGCUCCCGCCCCUUACGUGCGUCUCCUCCUCCUUCUUUACUGUCUCCCCGCCUCCUCCCGCGCGCAGUCGGGGGGGGGGGCCCUCGGUUCUCUGGUGGCCAACGCAGGUGGGCAGCCGAGUCUCGGACCGCUGGAGCUGCGGAGGGAAUCCAGAUCAGGAAGCAGUAAACAGAGACAUGUGACAUAGAGAGCUGGGUCAUUUUGUUUGCCACCUCACUGAGGAAGCUUGAGCAGGUAGGAAAGAAGCAUGGUGAAAAUGGAGACUUCCAGUACAUCCAGAGAUUUGCAGGAGCUGCAAAAGAAGCUAGCUUCAUUGAUCAAUUCCAUUCAGAGUAACUCCAAGGUGAUUGCUUUUAUGAAUUCUCCAGUCGGUCAAUACCUAGAUAAACACCCCUUUGCUGCCUUAACCUUGCUGAUGUUCAUUAUGGUAUCUGCUGUUCCUGUUGGAUUCUUCCUGCUGCUUGUGGUCCUGAUGUCUCUGGCUGCCUGUGUUGGGGUUAUAUUAGUAGAAGGAAUCGUCAUUUCUGUAGGUGGUCUCACUCUGUUCUGUGUGCUGUGUGGCUUGGGUUUUGUGUCACUGGCCAUGUCUGGGACAGUCAGCGUGUGUUACGUAGUCCUCUCGAGCCUUAUCAACUAUUGGUUCUCUUUCAGCUCGCUGAAGCACCAGCAGAACCUUGCAAACAAGUGCCCAAAGACUGUCCAAUAUCCUGACUCUACCAGGCAUGACUGAGUGACACCAGUACUUUGUUUUAAAGGCUUUGGGGAUAUAUGCUGUGUUUACGAUAUUGGAUUGUGGCUUUUAGCAGGGUGCAGGACUAAUAGGAUUGGUAGGUGAUCACCACUGUAGAAAUAUUGUUCAGUUUUUUCAGGGUUGAUUGUUGCAGGACCCCCUAGGAGAACAGGGUCCUUCAGGUUGUUGAUACAGCAACAGUUGCAAAGGCUUUGUCAUGGGUUCACACCCACAAGAGCACUACCAGCAAGCCUUGGAAAUGACACAACCUCCCUUUCCCCAUCCCUCUUCCAAAGUAAAAGGAUAAGCAAAAGAGUAAAAAAUCCUCUCCUGGACAGGGAGGCUGCUAGUAUCCUGAAAAAGCCCGAACCUAAGCCUUAGGACUUACCUCUAGGGGCCCAGCUUGUAUAGAUGUGGGAAUUUAUUCAGAGCAGAUUGUGCAAGCGAUUGCGUCCUCUUGCAUUUGGAAUCUGGGGAUGGGCAGAGAAAGAAAUGCUUAAGCCUUAAUUGCUUUUAUCAGAAUAAUAACAUUUAGUUACAUUAGCAGCCACUUAUUUAAGACUGAAAUUCUGUCAUUGGAAUUUAUUGUUAAAGAUAUUUGACUAAAAGGAAUACACUCCAAACAUGUACUGUUAAUCUUUUUUAAUGGUUAAAAACUAAACAAAACCACUCCGUGCAUUUUUGGGGGGAUUGUUUCAAAGAGUUUACUCUAUUAGUCCAUUUCCUGGAAAAAUGUAUGUAAAAGGACAUACUUUAGCACUUCUGUUCUGAGGUAAUGCAUUAUUUGCUGUGUUACUUUAUUAAACUAAAUUCUAUUUAUUUA